Messenger RNA from Alternaria burnsii, 645 nucleotides. RefSeq lists its product as uncharacterized. The transcript has a single exon. The record is from RefSeq and is a predicted model, not a curated record. The coding region runs from base 1 to 645 and encodes 214 amino acids. Lineage: Eukaryota; Fungi; Ascomycota; Dothideomycetes; Pleosporales; Pleosporaceae. Gene Ontology annotation, molecular function: acyltransferase activity, transferring groups other than amino-acyl groups.
AUGUCACCAUACGACUUCCACUUCUUGACUCCUCGCCUUUACCUUUCCUACUGCGACCCAUCAUCUGAUGCACACUGCGACUUUGUCAUCGAGCUCCUUCACGGGGCUCCCUCUGUUCGACGGCAUCCAAACAUUGUUGAAGAAGUACCAGAUCGUGAAGCUGCCACGAAAAUUAUAAGCAACGGGGAUGAGAAACUCCGCACGACGGGCUAUGGACGGUACCUAGUCAGCUUGAAACCAUCCCCACCGGAAGAAGAAAGGCACGCUGGCAUUCCGUUCUCACAAAGGAAACUGGAACAUAUCGGUUAUGUCACCAUGCAACUCGGUCGUGUUCCAGGCGAACAAGCACCUACCAUACCGGACUUGGGCUUCAACAUGAUUGAGCGUUAUCACGGGAAAGGGUAUGCGACCGAAGCCGCACAAGGUCUGAUCGCCUACUUCAGUGAGGAGAAGGGCGUAAAAGAGAUUGCAGGUCUGACUGACCCCGAUAAUGAAGAAGCGCAAAAAUUAUUUAGAAGAUUGCGUUUCAAGAACCAUGGGGUGAGGAGUAUAAAGGGUGUUCGGUGGUCAGGUGAGGAACUCGAUGUGGAUGUUUGGACCUUUGGAUUGGAAGAUGGCAGAAAGCUGGAGGACUUUGGGCUCUAG